Messenger RNA from Chiloscyllium plagiosum (whitespotted bambooshark), 8833 nucleotides. RefSeq names its product mannosidase, alpha, class 2A, member 1 (gene man2a1). Gene Ontology annotation, molecular function: alpha-mannosidase activity; carbohydrate binding. The record is from RefSeq and is a predicted model, not a curated record. Gene Ontology annotation, cellular component: Golgi membrane. Lineage: Eukaryota; Metazoa; Chordata; Chondrichthyes; Orectolobiformes; Hemiscylliidae. Gene Ontology annotation, biological process: protein deglycosylation; N-glycan processing; mannose metabolic process.
CUGCUCCGUCUCUCAAUUUAUUUUGUCAACCUCUAGGUCGAAGGACAUGAACUCGCAGACAUGUUUUCUCUUCCACUGUUGAUCAUCUGCAUCACAAAACUCAACGCCUCUUCUGGAAACUACCGCAUGCGUGCCAUGGCCUGAGUCCACGUGACCAAGCGUGUGCGCGAGACCGAGGUUUGGUUGGAGUUCGAGUGGAAAUCAAUAACGGACAAAAUUGUUUUGAAAAUUCGGGGCAGGGAGGGAGCGGAACGGAACAUAAUUCACAGCGCACACAUUACAAUAAUAUGUAAAUAAAAUACAUUACAGUUACCCGUCGAGUUUUUACAAGUAUGUUUAUAAGCCACGAGAGUAGGUGGGUAAUGGCCCGAACCAGCAUUUGAUGUAGGCUGGAAGGAAAAGAAAGAGAACACGAAAGCUGUUGGUGCCGAGUGGAGGAAGCUGCAGGGUUCGACGUCUUCGUACCUCGGAAUUGGUUAAUCGCUGAUGUUUUGGUUUGACAAAAGCAACAUUCGUUUGUUAACAAAGGAACUAACCGUCUUUAAAUACGUAUCUAAAUGUUUAUAUUUCGAAAAAUCCAUUUGUGGUAUACAUUUUAAGAAAACAUCUUUUACGAGGAGGAAGUAGAACGGAUCUGCUCAGAUUUGAAAAAAUGACAUUCGGUUAACAAAAAUAAAAUUGUAUUUACGGAGCGUUAUCGUUUGCUCAUUUAAUUUAGGGGGCGAGGUGGGAAAACCGAAUGUGAUAUCAGGCUACGACGAAGGAGAUCACCGAUAAAGUAGAUUUUGUACAUUCAGCAAGGUAAAUGAUUUACCCAAACAAUUCGAAAUGUACUGAAACCGAUUAACUCCUGAGAGACUGGGGCAACAGGAAAAAAAAUGUAAAGAUCGGCGAGAUUAAUCACUAUGAACAUCGUGUGGCAAAAUAGUAGUCAUAUCAGCUUUCAAUUUACUGAAGACCGCAACUUACAAAACCGGUUUGCAUACGGAGGAGUGAAAAGGGGUGUGUGAAACAAUAAGCAGCUGCCCCAGGAGUCUCUAUACCCCCUGUCUUAGAAACACUAAAAAAUUAUAACAGGUUUUUGCGCACCUAGUAGAGCUUCAAUUUUUCGCAACUCUUGUUUCCAACAUUGUCUCCACGUAACUUGCUCAGGUCCACUUUUGCCCAAUAACUUCAGAAGAUAAUAUAUACCAAGACUUAUAUAUUUAGAACGACAGCAGUGACAUUGGGAUACAACAAAGUUGUUUUUUUUGGCAGUGGAGCUCAGUGGGAGGCGCGUUUGAAACCUGCUUGGAAUUUCUAUGUGAUUCUGCCACUCGGUGCAUGUGACAGGAAAACGUUUGCUUCCUGUUUGCUGGUUCGUCUAGUGGUACAAUUUACUCUGCGUGUCCUUUCUGGAGGAACUUUUUACACCAUUCAGAAGUAUUGAAAUAUUAUUAUCCAAAUGCUAAUGUUUUUAUGUAUUUAAUGUUUAAAAAGAUAAAAAUGAAACUGAGCAGACAGUUCACACUAUUUGGAAGUGCCAUAUUCUGCGUGGUGAUAUUUUCCUUGUACUUAAUGCUCGACCAUGUUCCAUUCGAUCACCCAAAGAAUGUGAAGAAAGGAGGGCUAUUUCCAAAUGCACAGCUUUCAAUUCUGCAUGAAAAAAUUGACCAUCUAGAGCAUCUAUUAGCUGAAAACAAUGAAAUCAUUUCAAACAUCAGGGAUUCCGUUAUUAAUUUGAGCGAAUCUGUGAAAGAUAACCAAGGGGACCAUGAAAAUUCAAAUUCAAGUAAAGGAUUUUUCUCUGAAGUCUUUGGAUCUUCCUCUUCCAUUAUUUCAAUUGAAGCCGAAGAUUGUCAGUUUGCCUCGAAGGGGUAUGCAAAAGGGUCAAAUUUGCAACUGUUGGAUAUCUACAACAUUCUACCUUUUGACAAUCCAGAUGGUGGAGUUUGGAAACAGGGCUUUGACAUCACGUACAAUGAAAAUGAAUGGGAUGAUGAGAAACUGCAAGUCUUUGUUGUACCCCAUUCACACAAUGAUCCUGGUUGGCUGAAAACAUUUGAUGAAUACUACAGCGAUCAGACCCAGCAUAUCCUAAACAACAUGGUAGUGAAGUUACAAGAGGAUGCUCGCAGGAGAUUCAUCUGGUCUGAGAUUUCAUACUUUUCAAAGUGGUGGAGCACUAUAGAUAGCCAGAAGAAAGAUGCUGUCAAAAGACUUUGUGAACUAGGUCAAUUUGAAAUAACAACAGGUGGCUGGGUCAUGACUGAUGAGGCUAAUACGCAUAUUUACGCAAUGAUUGACCAGUUGCUUGAAGGACAUCAAUGGCUGGAGAGAAAUUUAGGAAUAAAGCCUAGAUCAGGAUGGGCCAUUGAUCCGUUUGGGCACACACCAACUAUGGCAUACCUGUUAAAACGAACAGGUAUUUCAAAUAUGCUAAUUCAAAGAGUCCACUAUUCUGUGAAGAAAUACUUGGCUAAACAAAGGGACUUGGAAUUCUUUUGGAGACAGAAUUGGGAUCAGAAUGGAAACACUGACAUUUUAUGUCACAUGAUGCCAUUUUACAGCUACGAUGUUCCUCAUACAUGUGGCCCUGAUCCUAAAAUAUGCUGUCAGUUUGACUUCAAACGUCUACCUGGUGGCCGAAUUAGCUGCCCUUGGAGAAUACCUCCAGUUGAAAUACAUGAUGGCAAUGUUCAAGAAAGAGCCAAACUCAUCUUAGACCAAUAUAGAAAAAAGUCCAAACUUUACCGCACCAAAGUGGUCUUGAUUCCCCUGGGAGAUGAUUUUCGUUAUGACCAGUGGUCAGAAUGGGAUCAACAGUUUCAAAAUUAUCAGAGGCUUUUUGAUUAUAUGAACACCCAUCCAGAGCUGCAUGUGAAGGCUCAGUUUGGAACAUUGUCAGAUUAUUUUGAUGCUCUCCAUAAAACUACUGAAUCAGGAAAUGCACCAUCACCGUUUCCUAUUCUGAGUGGGGACUUCUUUACCUAUGCAGACAGAGAUGACCAUUACUGGAGUGGAUAUUUUACCUCCCGACCCUUCUAUAAGCGAAUGGACAGAGUUUUAGAAUCACACCUGAGGGCAGCAGAAAUCCUUUACUCUUUAGCAUUGGUGGGUGCUCAGCAAUCCAAUAAAAUGACAAUGUUCCCUUCAUCUGAAGAUUAUAAACUGCUCACAGAAGCAAGACGAAACCUUGGCCUGUUCCAGCAUCAUGACGCAAUUACUGGAACCGCUAAAGAGUGGGUCGUCAUGGAUUAUGGGACCAGACUAUUUCAUUCAGUAAUGAACUUGAAAAAAGUAAUAGGUGACUCAGCACAUUUUCUAAUUUUAAAAGACAAAGAAAAUUACAAGCAUAUCCCUUCAAUGCCUUUUCUUCAAAUGGAUGAUAGUCAAGCCUCGCAAGACUCAUUACCUCAAAGAACAACUAUUGAAUUAAGCGUAACACCCAGGUUCCUUGUCCUUUAUAACCCAACAGACCAGGACCGCAUUUCUGUUGUAACAGUGCAAGUAAAUUCUCACAAAGUAAGAGUGCUGACUGGUUCAGGGCAGCCAGUGGAAGCCCAAAUUAGUGCAGUCUGGGACAGAUCCACUACAAUUUCUAAAGACCUAUUCCAGAUUUCCUUUGUGGCACAUGUAUCAGCGCUGGGAUUGGGGCUCUACCAGUUAGUGGAGGCUCCAGAUAUCAAACCUAUGCUCACUGAUUACACUGUAUACCUAAAUGGAAGGGAAGAAACAAGCGUGGAGAGUCCUUUCAAGAUUGACACGCUGAAAAGCUACACUGGUGACAUCACUAUUGAAAAUCUAAAUUUGAAGGCUUGGUUUUCAGGAACUAAAGGUUUCUUAAAGAAAAUAAACAUCAAGGAGAAUCAGAGUGAACAUCAGAUAAAUAUUCAGUUUUGGUGGUAUGGAACCACAAGUAACCGGGAUAAGAGUGGUGCCUAUCUCUUCUUGCCUGAUGGAGAAGCUAAGCCAUAUAUUCCUUCAGAACCUCCUAUCUUGAGAAUAGCUCGUGGCCGACUUUUUUCAGAGGUACUAUGUAUCUACCAACACUUCACGCACUCAGUACGACUCAAUAAUGUGCAUGGAGUUGAUGGGCUGUCAUUGGAAAUCUCUAAUAUUGUCGAUAUUAGGAGGGAAAUAAAUCAAGAAAUUGUCAUGAGGCUGACCACAGAUGUCAAAAGCAACAAUCAAUUCUACACUGAUCUGAAUGAUUUCCAGAUCCAGCCAAGACAGACGUUAAGCAAAUUGCCCCUUCAAGCUAAUUUUUAUCCUCUGACGACAACAGCAUAUAUUCAAGACAAUGAUGUUCGCUUGACCUUGCACUCAGCUCAGUCUUUGGGAGUUGCAAGUCUAAAGAGUGGUCAGCUGGAGGUUAUAUUGGAUCGCAGACUAAUGCAAGAUGAUAACCGUGGUCUUGGCCAAGGACUCAAGGACAAUAAAAUCACAGCCAAUUUGUUCAGAGUUUUGUUGGAGAAACGAAUUGGAGUAGAUGUGCAUGAUGAAAGUAAUAAGGCAGUGAAUUAUCGUUCAUUGUUGAGCCACAAAGUAUGUUCCUACUUGAAUCAUCCAAUAUUUCCAAUGGUUGUGAAUCUGAAUGUUGAUGGAGUUCCUCCACUACUGAAACUAUACAGUCCUCUUACAUUAUCCAUGCCAUGUGAUAUGAGCAUACUUAACCUAAGAACUGUAGAAGGAAAGGUUGAUGGGAUUCCAUCAGAUGAAGCGGCCUUGAUCAUCCACAGAAAGGGUUUUGAUUGUCGAUUUUUAAAUAAAAAUACUGGGCUAUUUUGUUCUACUACUCAAGGCAAGAUUCGUGUGCACAGUCUCUUCAGAGACUUAAGAAUUCAACACCUAAUACCAUCAACCUUGACUUUAAUGCACAAAACACAAAAUGACAAUACUACCAGAGAUAUAGAACUGAAUCCAAUGGAGAUAAGUACAUUCAGAAUUAAGUUAAGAUGACCCUGUAACCUACUGAGAUUGUCUAAUGAGCUGUUUGAAGAUCUUAUUGUACAUGUUGUUGAAUUACAAUAACUGCAAGAACAUGAAAAGAAAUUUUUAUGCCGAAGGUGGAAAACUAUUUUCAUUUAAUUUUGUGAAAAAUUUGUAAAGUUCUAAAAGCGUAAAAAUAUUUCAGGCAACAAUAAAAAUGAAAUGGGAACAAACUGCUUAUAAUGUAAUUCCAGGUAUAAUUUAUCUUCCAAAAAAGCCAUAAUUUAAUGUAUUUUAAGUUAGGCAAUGUCUAAAGGACAUUCUCACAUGUGAGAUGUUGGAUUUGUUCAGAAAGUGAAAGCUCAUAAGCACAAAAUCUGAAAUUCUGGAUUUAUGAGAUCAUGAAUAAAAGCCAAGUUAAUGCCUGAAAUGAUAAGAAAGUUUGGAAUUUACACUGGAAUGUUUUUGAAUAUGAGACUCAGACUUUUUUGAGCUGUUCGGAAUUCUGUCUUUUAUAUUUGGAUGGGGUAAGUGCAAUGCUUCAGCAGUCAUUUGUAAUGAUAAACCAACUACAACCUGUACAUGAACAACCAACGAGAAUAUUUGUUUGUUAGUACAAGACAUAUUUUCUGCGGGCCACAUUAUCCGAAAAGAUGAUCUGUACAAAAGUUGUCACUUGAGAUCUGUGCCUUACAACAAUAUUACAGAUUAUAUCUGUUGUACUGUUCUCUUUUCCAAUAUUUUAUAAACCAGUCUCCAAGUGGGAUGUUUUGUACCUUAAAAUUUGGGUUUCAUCAGAAGAAAAGUUGAAAGUACGUACAGAUGUGGAAGGUCAUUCAACUCUUGUUACAUCAGCUUCCUAUAAAUCUUUUGAAGCCCUUUUAUCAUGAGCAUUUAACUAUCUCCUCUCCUGGUUCAACCAACCUAACUACAAAUCCAUUUACUGCUUUUGUUGCUGAAAUCAGUCUAAAUUUUUGUUUUACCGAUUUGACCUUAAAAUCCUUCCUCUGUUAUUUUAUACUUCACAUUCUUCUACAAGUUAUCUUUUCAGUCCAUUUUGAAGACAGAAGAAUUCUAGUUUAUCCAGUCAUCCCCAUUACGAUCCGAUAAUGCUAGGGAUGUAUCAUCUCUGCAUUACCAAUAAACUUGAAUAUUUAACUUGUAUCUCAGUAAUCAAAAUACUAAAAAAGAAAUCACAUUAUCUAAUUUGGCUGAGUGCAUAUACAAAUCAUUUUAAAUAAGCUAUGAAUCAUUAUCUGAUGAAGGGCUUAUGCCCGCAAAAUCGAUUCUCCUGCUCCUCGGAUGCUACCUGACCUGCUGUGCUCUCCCAGCAACACACCCUCGACUAUGAAUCAUUAUCUAUAUGAUAUAUCUUCUCAUCUUUUACUUUCCAUUUCCAGUGACCAUUUGAAUGUAUUAAUGUGAAAUAAUAAGGUUGAAAAGAGAAAGUGCUAUUGAUUCAUCAUAUUCUCAGUAAAGCCAAAGCAAGUGCAUGUAUUAGAAAAUUUUGCAUGAAAUUGUACUGAGUGGCCCUUUUGAGUUUUGUUACUUGCAUGAUCUUGCCUAAUGCAAUACCAGAAGAAUUUUUUAUAUUCAUGUUACUUAUCUAACGAUCCUCUAACAUCGCCAAGCAAUGAUUGUACAUGGUCUUUUCUCCUCCAAAUGGAGCAGUUGUACAUUUGCAUUUGUAUCUCGCUGAAACUACCUGUACCAACACUUGCUAAUGUUAGAGCUAGUAAUUAUGUUCUGCACCAAAAUAAUAAUAAAAGAUGGCUAGUUUGUAUAAUGUUGUGUAAUAAAAAAUUCCAGUUCCCCCCCCCCACAGUGUGUUUUAAAGCUCGACUCCAUCCUGUCCCCCUUAGUUCAGGCACUUCCCACUUACAUCAGUGACACCAACCACGCCCUUCAUAUCUUGAACAACUUCCAGUUCCCUGGCCCACAGCACCUUUUAGAAUUCAACUAACCUCCUUCCCCAUCCCCUGACUCCCUUAUCAGCCCCUUCCCCUCCCUGCCAGUGCUCCCCGCCACCAAUCAGAUUCAUUCUUCCCAUUGACCAACCAGGUUGUACCCUCUAUCUGUCUUCACUUAUCCCCACUUCACCACCUUGCCCCCGCUUCCCCUUUUAUCUGUAGCUCCCACCACACCCAUUCCCAUUAAUGAAGAAGAGUUACACCAGAAACAUUGACUUCUGAUGCUGCCUGGUUUGCUGUAUUUUUCCAGCCUCAUGCAUGUCUACUUUGGAUUCCAGCAUCUGCAGUUUUUUGUCUCUAACCAAGUUGAUGUAAUUGACCAUUUUGCUUGAAGAAGUAGUGUGGAAAAAGAAAGAAAAUUGAUCAUUUUAAUGUGGCUUAAUCUUUGUGUUAUUCAUGUGAAAUUGAAUAUUCUGAAUGUUAUUUUUCUUUGCCUUCCUUUUGCAUGUGUAUUUCAUUUACUCUGUUGUGUUUUUGAUGCAUUGUUUUGAUUUGUGAGUUCUAUAUAAUUUUAGAAUUGUGAAUGAAAUUUAUCACUCACAGUCAUAGCAUUUUUUCUUUUAUAAUAGAUAUUGAUAUCACCUUGUAAAAAUAGUCAAUGAUAAUUUUCAAAAUAUUGUUUCAUAAUUUUGAUUAACACAAUCUACUAAUCAGUGGUUUAUGAACAAUCAGCCUAGCAGUCACAUUGUAUAUUGGUUAAACUAAAUUUUGAACUCCGUGAAAACAGAUCUCAACAUAACUUUAAACAAUUUUUAAUACAGCCACGUUCUAUAGAUUUAGGACAAUACUGCAUUUAAAAAAAAAUUGUCAAGAAAAUUUCAGCUCUCAGUUAUUUUAAACUGUUAAAAUACAGUUGAAUUAUUAAAGAUCCAUAUUUAAUUCAAUAAAACAAUAUUGUAAAUAAACAGCAAACUUCAAAGUCUCAUAUGGCUAUGAGGAUUUCAGUGCAUGCUAGUGAAAGGACUAAAUUGAUUUAAAGUAAUUUCUUUCAAUGAAUAAAUUUAGUUAUUUUUUAUACUAAAUACACCAAAAGCUCUGACCUGAGGGUGCAAAUUAAAAAUUAAAUUUAGAUUGAAGUGCUGUUUAAGCACAUUAAUAUUGUGUUGAGUACUUAUAAAUUAUACCAAAUUGUGUUGAGCACUUAUAAAUUAAAUCAAAUAUUUUUAAUUUAGAAUGAAUGAUUUAUUAUAUAUAGUUCUGGAAAGUAGUUUAUUUGCCAUUUUUUUAAUUGAUCAAGUCUGGUUGGAUGAAUAGGUUCACCUAACUGAAAUGCUGUGUAGUUUGGAAUCCCAUAAAUUGUUUCAUUAAAAUCAACAGUGAUUGUUACGUUUGUUUUAUAAUACACAGUCUAGUAGGAGUAUUUUCUGCUAUGAAUAGCAAUCAAAAUUUGAGUUUUCAAAAGGUACAUGAUCAACUUGUGACAAUGAACAUAUUUUAUUCAAAAAGGUUGUGUAGUCAUAGAGAGGACAGUGUAAUUUUAAUACAUCCUUUGCUGAUUUACAUUGCUACGUCUUAAAAAUCUUGUCAGUUUAAAAUUUACAUUUCAGUUAUUUCAUGUUAUACAUUUUUGUGAUAAGGCACAUAUUAUUAUUCAACUUUUUGAACUUUUCGUAGGAAAGUGUUCUAUCAAAUAAAAUGAAAUUCUGUCUUGUAUGUGUUUGUCUUUUAAUACAAGAUUUAGUGUUAAUGUACAUUGCCUCUUACUAUUGCAAAUUGAUUCAAAGUACUUCACCCCUUGCAAUGACUGCCAGGCAGAAAGAAAAUGAGUCUGUCUAAUAUUGCCACACGAAACCAUAAUUCUGUUGCUAUGCAUUCAAAGUGUUAUUGUUGAUCAUUUGUUGUUUGAUGAUUUGACUGUAAAUGAUAACACUUAACUGCAACGGAUAGAUUCAGCUAUUUUGUAUCUUGAAUGGACAAUCUUAUGAUUUUAAAGAAAUAAACUUACAAGGUCC